Messenger RNA from Pseudovirgaria hyperparasitica, 750 nucleotides. RefSeq lists its product as uncharacterized. Lineage: Eukaryota; Fungi; Ascomycota; Dothideomycetes; Acrospermales; Acrospermaceae. The coding region runs from base 320 to 634 and encodes 104 amino acids. The transcript is spliced from 2 exons. The record is from RefSeq and is a predicted model, not a curated record.
ACGCGUUCCUAUCAAGCACGAAACAUCAAACGGACGACGGUGUCUCUGCACGGGACAUAAUAUCGUCACCGCAGGGACAAUCCCAGGCUAGACUGAGCAGACUGCUGGGGUUUAUAUAGACUCUGGGACAACAAAAUUAUGUAUAAAUAAUGUCGCUGCCCACCCGUAUGCUGAAAUUCGGAGAAGACAUAUAGCGACGAAUACAGGACUGGGAGAAAUUGUACCGAACAGUCGUCUCCGGUGAUCCAGCAGCAGUUUCAACGGGAGUACUACGCGCAGCCACAAGCCUAUCAGAAGAAGCUUUAGCACCUAGGGGUAUAUGGCACAGAUCAGUUCAAAACACCAACAGCCUCAAUCCUCCCAAGACACACCUCAGGCUCGACAGCAGAACCAGCAAGAAAGGCCACUCAAGUCUCCUUCUGAAAUGUCUCCAUUGUUCGGAGAAGUAAAAGCGAAGCUCGGCGGGAAGGGUAAAAAGCACCAAGCUCUACCCAGUGACGAAGCUGAAUUUGAGAAACUGCGUGAGAAGGAACAAAAGAAAGAAGAGAGGAAACAUGAGUAUGAUAGACUCGAAUUGGGGAAUCGGACCAAGUUCGGAAUGGGAAGAGGCGGGAUGCAGAUGGGUGGUAUGUAAUAGAAGGUGAGAAACAUGGUUGUGUAAGACCACACUACACCGGAUAUUAUGAUGAGCUUUAUGUUGAUGUUUUGAAUUCGAUGCUAUGUUGAUUAUAUACAAACCCUUGGCGACUU